Corylus avellana is the source of this 1759-nucleotide messenger RNA. RefSeq names its product Transducin/WD40 repeat-like superfamily protein. Gene Ontology annotation, molecular function: protein binding. NCBI's taxonomy places the organism in Eukaryota, Viridiplantae, Streptophyta, Magnoliopsida, Fagales, Betulaceae. The record is from RefSeq and is a predicted model, not a curated record. Gene Ontology annotation, biological process: autophagosome assembly.
UACAAUUGCUCUUCUGACUCCUCCUUCGCAAACCCUAAUACCAUCAGUUGCUCUGAUACAAUCGAAUUCCAUCAAUAUGUCACAGGACGAGAUAGCAAGGGAAGCGAUAAAGCACGCUUUGAGGGCUCUGCGUAAGCGGCAUUUGCUCGAAGAAGGCGCUCAUGGUCCAGCUUUCAUCGCUCUUUCCAGGCCCAUCGUCUCUCAGGGAUCAGAAUGGAAAGAGAAAGCAGAAAAUCUGGAGUUGGAACUUCAGCAAUGUUACAAAGCUCAAUCGCGCUUGUCUGAACAACUCGUGGUGGAAGUAGCUGAAUCCAGAUCUUCGAAAGCUUUAGCUCAAGAGAAAGAAGAAGCAAUCUCGAAUCUGCAGACAGAGUUGACUCAAACAAGGGACGAAUGCUCUCAAUUGAAGAUGGACUUAGAAGAAAAGAUUAAAGCUUUAGAAUUGGUUCUGAGUGAGCACCUGGAACUUAGAGCACAACUGGAAGAGAUGACAAUUAAAGCUAAGAAUGCUGAGGCCGAAAAUAAGAUGUUAAUUGAUCGCUGGAUGCUGCAGAAGAUGCAGGAUGCUGAACGGCUCAAUGAGGCAAAUGCAAUUUAUGAAGAAAUGGUUGAUCGGCUCAAGGCUAGUGGUUUAGAAAGUCUUGCUCGGCAGCAGGUGGACGGUGUGGUCCGCCGAAAUGAAGAUGGUGCUGAAUUCUUUUUGGAGUCAUCCGUUCCAUCGGUAUGCAAGCACAGGAUCAAUGCCCAUGAAGGUGGUUGCGCUUCCACAUUGUUCGAGUACAAUUCUGGCAAACUGAUUAGUGGGGGACAAGACAGGUCGAUCAAGAUAUGGGAUACAAACAGUGGAUCACUAAGUAAUACUCUUUAUGGUUGCCUUGGCUCUGUUCUUGAUCUAACUAUUACCCACGAUAAUAGAUCUGUAGUUGCAGCUAGCAGCUCAAACAACUUGUAUGUAUGGGAUGUCAACUCCGGCCGCAUCCGUCAUACUCUUACUGGCCACACAGAUAAAGUAUGUGCCGUAGAUGUAAGCAAAAUUUCAAGCCGUCAUGUUGUGAGCGCAGCUUAUGAUCGUACCAUAAAAGUAUGGGACUUGAAUAAGGGUUACUGCAUCAACACAAUCAUUUUUUAUAGCAACUGCAAUGCUCUCUGCUUCAGCAUGGAUGGACAAACCAUUUGCUCUGGCCACGUUGAUGGGAAUCUUCGAUUAUGGGAUAUUCACACAGGAAAACUACUAAGUGAAGUAGCUGCACAUUCACUUGCUGUUACAUCCAUCUCUUUGUCACGAAAUGGAAAUGUAGUAUUGACUAGUGGGAGAGACAACGUGCACAAUUUGUUUGAUAUGCGAUCUCUAGAAAUUUGUGGCACAUUCAGAGCGACGGGAAACAGAGUUGCAUCGAAUUGGAGCCGAUCCUGCGUCAGUCCUGAUGACAACUAUGUAGCUGCUGGAUCCGCUGAUGGAUCUGUGUAUAUUUGGUCCAUAUCUAAAGGUGAUAUAGUGGGUACUCUUGGGGAACACACCUCUCCUGUGCUGUGUUGUUCAUGGAGUGGGCUUGGAAAACCUCUAGCCUCCGCAGACAAGAAUGGGAUUAUUUGUACCUGGACAUGAUGGAUAUGGUGUCAAUGAGAUAAAUCAGGACAACGUUAUUUACUCUUUAUGUUCAUAAGGUAAAUAUACGGAUACUGUAAAAAAGCUAAACUAGUUGUGGGAUUGCUGUAAAUAGUAAUUAUUCUAGAAUAAAUCUGGCCGAUUGAUUUUUUA